AUGGGUGCGGUGAUACUGGGUGUCGACCAUUGGCGGGCUCCUCGGUUUUACAUGUUUUGUUUUCUCCUUACGUCACUUCUUUUCAUUCCUUCACAUGGCGCCUUGCCGCACUUCUAUCAUGUGAAUUUGCGUCUGAGGGAGACCAAUUCCAUGUUAGAGCUGCGAUGCCCUCUCUAUCAAGCAGUGGCCGGUGAUGUGUUGGUCUACUCGGACGCGACUAAUGUUGAAUUAAUGCGGGUGGUAAUAAAAGAUGGAAAAUCAGAAACUGUGCUAGCUCUAUCCACAGAGAGCCUGGACAAAGAUGCCAAUGCUUUUGUCUUCUUUUGCCGCGUGUUCGAAUCAAAGACCCAGAGCUUGGUAUCCAAAACCACUUUUGAUGUGCAGAAACAGCUGAUAUCAAACUUCAAAGCUCCUGUCUACACGACUCUCAAUUACGAUCCCGACAAGAUGAGGUUUGUCAAGGUUAGGCUGGGCCAGUCUCUUAAAGUCGAAUGUCCAAUCGAGGCUAAAAUGCAUCAAUGGUUCCGAUCUGGUGGUGAACAGAUACUUGAGGCUUCCUCAAAAGAUCCUGUGGAUGCGCUGAAUUUCGCCGCCAUCAAGAUGAGUGAUCUGGGCAUUUAUUACUGCGCUGCUCAACCCACUGAGGAAGGCUACUCGCCCGAACUCUCACUCCUUGUUCAAAAGUUCAUUAUCCAAGCGAAUGAAGCUUCGGUGGUAACUCAAAUGGCGGAUUCGAAGGUGGCGGAGGGCAACCGAGUGGUCAAAGUGUGCAAACAGGAGGUGAACGAGCUCAUUCCCUCUAGCAUGAUAAGUUGGGAACGGCCUCUAGGGGUUGUGCAUCUACUCUACUCAGGAAAACACCAAAUAGUCCUGGAUUCUGAUCAGCCUUUCUACUGUUCCAUCGAGAAUCCUAGCACCCAGCGUGCGCUUAAAGCGUUGGCGCGGUCGCGUCGCAGUAAUGCAGGACCCCAGUUCAUAUUGCGAGAGGUGAGUGCAAGCGGAAAGACGGCAACAGUUGAAUGCCGGUGGGACGGCAACAAAGACGUCCGUUACGAGUGGUUGGCAAAUAACGGAAGUGUAGUUGGGAGCGGCGCAUUGAAGGAAGUCGACUUGGUGGGGCUCUUGGCUCGUGGUACUUCGGCCCACACCGACCCUGACACCAAGCUCAAAGAGCACUACACUUGCCUUGUCUACGAUCUUAUCUCCGGGGAAAAGUUGGGCGAGAGCAUCUUCAGCGGACUAACUAAAUUCAAGCCACCGGAUCUCAAUUCUGUUGAACUGUCAGAGGAGCCGGACGACAUCAUCGUACUCUACCCUGAUGAACAGUUAGAAAUGCAUUGUGAUAUACCGCCGCACUCGCCUCUUCGAGCAAGAGACAUUGACUGGUACGUCGGCGGUGAGAAGUUGGGCAAAGUACCGAAUCGAGUGGACCUGGGCAAAUCGAGCAUUCUUGGCUUCACCGAAUUAAAGGAAGACAGAACGGCCACCUAUUCUUGCCGUUUCGGCGAAACUGUAAAGACCUCUCACAUUAUUGUAAGGGAAAGAGCCGUAUCAAUCAACAUUGAACCAAAGGAGGACUACAAAUCCAGCGGAAUUAAUGAUAUGGCUGAGUUUCAUUGUCGAGUCACGGGUAUGAAAAAUGGUGGCAAGAAUGUGCGAUGGUCCUUCAUUCCAGAGGGUUCGACGGAAGAACAGGGUAUACCCGCAGAUGCAGAGAUUUCUGAACCAGCGGCAGCUCCGGCCACAGCAUUUCUCCUCAUUAAAAAUCCUGAAAAGCGCCACGCAGGCCAGUACAUAUGCCGCAUUCGUCGGAAUAUGGAUGUUGGAAAACUCAUUAUCGAGGAUCGAAAGAUUAGCGUGAACCCCGAGGUUGUCACGACUCGUCCGGGCUCGACUGUGCGCUUCUUCUGCACCGUAACCCUGUCCGAUGGGGGUUUAGUGUUGGGCGGUGCCACAAAGGUCUCAUGGUUCCGUAAAGACCGUCGCUCACUUAGUGCCGGUCGUGAAGAAAUUAUUACCGGCACCUCGGCUCGAAACGCCGCAGUUCUUGUUGUCAAGAAUGUGAACAAUGACUUCAAUAAUGUUGUCUACGUUUGCACUGAUGGAUUCCGCGAGGCUGAGGCAAAGAUUCUGAUUCAGGAAGUUUGUGGUCCAGGAGAAAGAUCAUGCGGUGGAGACAAGUGCAUCUCAGAAAGCCUCUUCUGCAAUGGUGUUCCUGACUGUCCUGACGGGUCCGAUGAAAUACCAGAGCGCUGUCGUGAAUGUGAACCAAAUCAGUACGCCUGCUUGCCCGUUGAUGGGAAAGAUCCUUCACGAUUCUGCUACCUCCGCUCUUGGCACUGCGAUGGAGAAGAUGACUGUGGCAAUGGAUUCGAUGAAGUCAAUUGCCCAGCACCAAACCCCGACACACCAUGCAGCAACAAAUUCUACAUUUGUCCGGAAAGCCAGAGGCCAAUUCCUCGGUCCUAUCUCUGCGAUUCUCAGAUUGACUGUACUCCUUCUGGAAGUGACGAAAUCGGCUGCAGUCGACCAAGUGUAAUCUACCCUCCUCGAGGUCAGGACGUGAUGGGCAUUAAAGGGACAAACGUAACUCUUAAGUGCGUUAUUCACGGGCUUCCACCGCCCACCAUCAAUUGGCGAUUCAACUGGGGUCCCAUCAAAACCGAUGUGGACUAUGUGGAGAACACCACCAUUGAGGGCUGUGAUCGUGUCACCAGCUAUCUUACUUUGCUCAACAUUGAUCCACGUGCUAGUGGAAUGUACACUUGUGAAGCUGUGACCUACCAAGACCGUGUACUGGCUCCCGAUUACACCGUUAAUGUUGGUGCGGGAAGCUACUGCACCUCACCGAAAUUCAACGACGCAGCAUGGAAUGAGGACAUGUGCCUUGACUGCUAUUGUGCAGGUGUCUCCAAUGUCUGCACAAGCCUGCGCGGGUACUCUCUUGCUCCUGCAGAUAAGGUUGCAAAGAGCUCAAUCGAGGAUGUACGACUGGUGGAGUACGACUCGGAGGAUAAGCCGCUCCCAGGCGAACUGCAGGGCCUCCAGUUGACUGAUGGCACUUUCACGAUCACCGUCCCAAAGGCUAAUCACACUUACUUGGAAGGGACGUUUGGACUAAACAGCGAUUGGAUCACCUCCUACAGCCUCUUUUUGAAGGCCAAUAUUACGCUAGUAGGACCAGUGGAAGGAUACCAACCAUUUGCACCUGUUGUUCUUGAGGGCAACGGGGAAACUAUCUACUAUUGUGGACCGUCAAAUCAACCAGUGCUGUACACCGAUGAGGAGGGCUAUCAAAACCAGCUCCAGAUUCGUCUCACUGAGCGUAAUGGUUGGAAAGCGGAUGGCCCUGAUUGCAAGGAAAACGGUCUUCCACCCCGCCGUGAACAGAUGAUGAGGUUACUGUCGAACGUAGAGAAUAUCCGUUUCCGUGUCAACCUGUAUGGAGGCCAAGGGACUUACAAGUUGACAGAUGUUCGACUGGAGCAUGUUGUGCCUACGGAUGCUCCUGGAACACUGUACCCUGAGAUUGAGUUCUGCAAGUGUCCUGAGGGCUACGAGGGACUUUCCUGUCAGCAAUGCACAAGAGGUUAUGAGCACGAUUCCAAGGAUCCAUUUAAGUGCAGUUUGGCGUGUCCAUGUGACGAGUGUGAUGCUGACGGCAAUUGUAUCGCCUGUCGCGGCAACGCAACGGGACCAGACUGCAGCGAGUGUCGAGUCGGUUUCUAUCGCCCUCUUGACAUGCCAAUAACAUCGCCCUGUCUACCCUGCGAAAAGUGCGGUGGUGGUUUACCUCACGUUAGUACUGAAUGCACGGCAGAUCCUCAGUCACUGACUGGUUAUCGGUGUCGAUGCGAGGUAAAGGAGGAUGGACGCCUGUUAGACGACUCCUGUGACCUAUGCAAAUCAGAGUCUCCACCGCCAGAAGCAAAGUGUGAGGAACGCUCCGAGUUGCUGAACCUUUGCAAUCCUCUGGGAACUGAAAGCAUCACAACCGUUGAAAUAUGCAAUUGUAAGGAAGGUUACGAAGGUGAGAGAUGCAGAGAAUGCUCUACAGGAUAUAUGAAAUACGGGGAGAAGUGUCUACCCUGCUACUGUGCCGGCAAAACAAAAUCGUGCAAGGAAUCGGAGACCUACUUCUUUGAAAAUGUUUCACUCGCAAAUCCGGGACGAUACAAGUUUGACGUUUUUAUGUCGAGAAAGUUGGCAAACGGCGAGGUGGAGGCAAUCCCUCUUGACAGUACCGGCAAGCAACGGAUAGAACGUGCUUAUGCUCCCACAAACAUAAAUAAAGUUGGACCUCCUGAAGACCUUGUUAUACGAGAACCCCUAACCACUGAUGGCAUUUCACAGAUCUCCAUUAAAAUCACUGAUACUCAAAACGGUGACAACGAAGCCGAUCUCCCCGUCUACCGAUAUCUGUACGGAGGAAAGAUGUCGUUUCGGUUAAAACGCUUUCGGGAGAAAAAUGCACAAUCAACUGUCAGUGAGAACCGGUUGGUCGUAACAAUUGAGUCACCCAAGUUUGGAUCAUUCUGGACCUCCGCUGCAUUCAAUCCCACCAACCAGCGCUAUGAGGUUGAUUUCAUCGAAGAUUGGUGGAACGGUGGAUGGCGUACACAAAAUGUUGAGUUAUCUCGAGCUGCUUUACUUCGAGUCUUGGCUACGGCUAAUUCAAUCGGUAUCUCUAUGGUUUCGAGUAAGAACGCCCUUGAGAAUGCACGAAUUGGUGGUCUGUCAUUUGAAAUUGCUCGUGAUUUUGCCAAUGCCUCCGCUGCCGCUGAGGAUGAAGGAUUGAGGUCUGCUCCCGUAGAAAUCUGCGAGUGUGGUCCAACAGAAGGCAGGGGCCUUUCUCCCAGUUGUGAGGGGUGCACUAAUCUCUCCCAGUCAACAGUCGUGAAUCUUCAUCCAUCUGAACCCGAUUUCGAGUGUGGCGAAUGCAAAGGACCUCAAUGCGACGCGUGUCCAAACGGGCAAUUCAAAUAUGACCUUCUCACAAACACCGUCUAUGAUAGCUGUCAAAAGGGUGUUGUGAUGAACUCAGAGGGUCGCGUGGUGGUAGCUCAUCCUGGCAGUCGUGUUGUGCUAACCUGUCGUGCAACUUCCUAUCGGGGAGGCAUUCCAGUCCACACCUGGCGUCUGCCUGCCCUUGUGGCUAAUUCAUCCGAUGUCACUAUUAGGCGAAAACUCCUGCCUUUCAACUCGCGCGUCGAGGACGACAAAUGGAGUCCGAUUACUUCUGAAGUGCAGUUGGAAAUUAAAAAUGUUAAAGAGGAAUACUCGGGUCUCUACGACUGUCAAGUGGCCGCUUUGGGAGCUAAUCUAACUGAGUCAUUCCACCUCAUUAUCAGAGACCCAGAUACAAAGCAACCAAGAGAACCAGGAGAUAAACUAAAUGAGGAGUUUCCAGUUCCAAUCCCUGUACCUGAUGCCCCACCAUUCGUUGAGUAUUUAACUAUGGACUCGGAUGAAAAGGAUCCUAGUAUAGCUAUUUUCAAAGGAAAAGUUUCGCCACCGAACAGCCUAGACCACUACCACAUUGUGUGGCUGGCUCCCAACGGAACUCAGAUAACUCCAAUUCUCGAUCCGGUAAUUGAUUCGGCAACAGGGGAGUUUUCAGUUAUUUUGCCACUUGAAGCUGAUAAAAUGACUGCAAAAGGCGAGAACAUUAAUGGAUUCCUGGUGGGAAAAGAUCCCGUUAAGACGCCAAUUUGGGUACAUCUCCCAGAGCCAACUAGAGUCAAGCAGCCCGCCAUAUUGGAGACUGCCACAGGAAUAAAUCUCAGUCAUUCUUUUCUCAAUUUGACCUUCCUUGAGCCUGCUAAAAUUUGGGUUAACGUCCCUAAUGGGAAGCCCAAAAAUGUCGUGAUAAAGUGGCGGCGUCUAGGGUUGCCACCAUUGGAAAGCUUCGAAUUUCCUCAGGGCAUAGAAGUCAAUCAGGACGGGGAUUUGAUCAUUUAUGCCUCGGCUGAAGAGCAUGAGGGCGACUACGAGGCUACUGUUACCAUCCCAGAGAAAGGUGACGUCAGCAAAUUGCGCACCAAGGUUAUUGUUCAGCCUUGGUUACUACCGUCACUGGUUUCGGUUCCGCCAGGACAAUCCGGAGAGAACCCUGAGGAGGUAAAAGACGUAGAACCACCUCAGUCAACAGUCGAAGAUGCCUUUGCCUACUACGUUUUCGGUUUCACUCCUGAGUCUUCACUUUGUAAGAAACCGAGAUGGAUAUUAAUAGAUGAAAUUCAAAAUACGUCUACGGACAUCACGACAGAAGUUAAUCGGAAAAAUGAACAACAAUUCAUCAUCAACUUUCCGUUGGCCAGUGGCAAAUACAUUAAGUUCCAGUGCUUCCCAGUGCCAACGGUCAAUCUUUCUGGGUCACUGCAAUUCAAUAUAGAAUCACCCGAUCCUCGAAUCAUACUUGUGCUUAAAUACGAUGAUCCCCAAUCAAUCUUCCCUACGAGACUUGUCUGUGCUGAGGGCAAUCCAAGAGUUAAUGCAACUGUGACGAUAACUUCUGACAAUCUGGACGAAAAACAAAUUACGGCUCUCGAGAAGCCAAGACUGGAAGAUUCUGAGGAGGUGGAACUAGACUGGCGUCGUAUUGGCGGAUUUCAGCCCUCUAAACACCUAGGAAGGUACACCUGUAAAGUAAAAACUCCUUCAUGGACUGUCGAGAAAUCAGUUGUCAUCAAGCCGAGGCCACUUCCAGAGGGAUCGGAUGGUCUGAUUCAACAUCGGGAACCAAAACUGAGAAUCUCUUCUCCGGGUCGGACUCUCAUCCCUCAGGGGAAUGAUAACUACCAAGUGGAUGUCAGAGAAGGCCAGCCAUUACAGAUCGUUGCUGAGUAUGAUUUUCCAUCGGAUACUGGCGAAAUCACUUGGUCGUUGGAUAAUUCGACCGAUGUUCCAGAAAUCUCCUCAGGUGGAGGACAUUCGUGGAGACGCGUCAGCAUCGAGGACACACCUAUCACCUUCGAUGGGAAAGUCCUCAAUUUUGCGAUUAAUACCCCGGAUGGAAGAGAAAAUGCCAAAGUUACACUAGAAGUCAGCUCCGAUGAAAGACCUUUUGCAGUCAUUACUUUAAAUAGUUCAGCGCUUGUCAACGGUGAUCUGAUUGGAUUGACCAACGGAAACAUGGAAAUUGACGUGAAGUCGCUCGGUUCCGAUGGUUCCGAACUUUCCAAAGAUUUGGAGACCUUUUGGCGCAUCACUCAGGCCAAUGGAGCACCAGUGAAGCUUGAUGAUGGUAUCCUGGCUCAGCGGUACACCCAGCCAUAUCCUUCUCGUCUUGAAUUGCAAGGUCUUCAGCGCCAUGCCACAGAAUUUCGCAUUUCUGCGGCUGUCGUUGUUCCCAUUGGUGAUAAGAAGGAACUCUUCACCUCAGUUCCAUACCGCCUUAUUAUCCGCGAGCCUCUGAUCAAAGCUUUUGUACGUGGUCUAACUGAACCCGGAAUACUCUCUGGUCAGGAGCUCGAUACCGUUGGAGUUGCUUGCGUUGCACAAGACGUCUGGCGUAACCAAACAGUGGAGGAUGUCAUUUACGACUGGGACUAUAUCACUCAACCGGAGGGCGGAGUCACUGAAUUGAGAACAUCUUCCGACAAAGUUGAACACGACAAGUCAUCUCUUGGCGAGGUGCCAUGGUUAGGUCUGACCAUCCGAGACAACUCUAUCUACAUUGGUAAUUUAAGAAGCCGUCCUGGAUGGAUAACUUAUCUUCGCUGUCGGGCAAAGACAAAUGUCGAUGGUCGACCUGUGGUUUCUGACUGGUUUAAGCUAAACGUCAUUCCAGGUGAUAUGGCUGCCAAAUUUCCCAAGAUCAAAAUCCUCCCAAUAUUUGAUACCGCGAUCUCUCGCUUUCCUGUCGAGGUUAAAUGUGUGGAUACGAAUACUGAAGUACCGUCAACGGUGACAUGGUCCAAAGAUAGUCAGAAGCUGCCCGAAUCGAUUAAAGUUUCGACUGAAACAAACGCGGCUUCUCUGUCCUGGUCAGUUAAAGGAAAGGAGGAAUUUUCGCCUCGUGAAAUGGCUGGUUUGUAUGUCUGCGAAGCGAAGAACGAAUUUCGCACUGCUAUCGAGCGUCUAUUCCUCCCGACUGAUAUAAUGGAAAAACAUGACCGAGAAAAGACUCCUGUCGACAGAGAGUAUAUUCGCAUCAAAUCGAUACAUACUCCAAUUGUACAGAUUAAUGAGAAGAAAUACUUGACUGUCGAUGAGGGGGAGCCGUUUGAGCUGGUUUGUGAGUACUGUGGCUACCCUCCACCAUCGGGUGGUGUGAACUGGCGCCUCAACCAAAACGGAGGUGAGGGAUCAACCAAUGACGUACUGGCAAAAGUCAACGGUCUUGCGUGGGAGCGAGGUCGCAACUACUGGACUGUAGUACGGUCUGAGUCCUUCAAUCGAUACGCACCACAGACAGGUGUCUACACUUGCGAAGCGCUCGAUGAAUCUGGACGCAUUCUCUCUUCCGAUGCUGUCAAUGUAGAUGUACCUGUAAAGAACUAUGACAUUGAAGUGGAGGGAUUGGACGACUUCGGUGAACUUUACCUUCAACCGGGUGGCGAUGGGCAUGUCAGUUGUCGUGUAAAAGACUCUGCUACCGGCAAGAUCGUUCCCAUCUUUGGUAGACUAAAGAAGCUUGAAUGGGAAGGCCCUAUGAUAGUAGCGGAGAAGGCCAAAUCCCUAAACGAUUUGGCACGCCAAGUUUUCAUGGCAGGUGAAGAUCUCAGCUUCCGUGGCGUCUAUGCUGAUUUGCCAGAGGGAAUGAGGGGUAAAUGCGUCUUCUGGGAUGGAAAGGUCCGCAAGGAAUCCAAGCCCUUCCUGAUUAUUGUUCGGGGUGAAGGAGACACAUAUGAAGGUCGGCAUCUGAAAGCAGCCACUAUAUCCUGGCACUUUACUGCUCCCAAUGGCAAAGACGUUCCUUCUGGCCACUUGUUUAAAGAUCUCAAAAGCGAAGGUAAUAUGAUAGUGAUGACUGGACUUCGGGAUGACGUCGACCUUUCCGCACUGGCUGGGGGUGAUUCAGUAGUGGAGGGCCGCUGCAUUGCUUUCAUUCCGAUGACAAAUAGGAGCUACCCAUCAGAACCAUUCUUAACUAUUGGUGCCAAGGGCACUGAUAAAACUCCUGAAGUGGUCGAGAAGCUAAAAACUAAAGACAAACCCUUCAUAAACAUCGAAGGGGACGAUAAAGGCUAUGUUUCGGUUGAGGAGGGUAAAGACGUCAGUCUGAGGUGUCGUCUCGAGGAAACUUCACCCAAUUCACCCAUGUUCACAGAGGGGUACACAUAUCAUUGGCAGAUUGCUCGUAAGGACGGAAGACCUGUGGAUACAGGUGUAAUGGCAGACAGUGUUGAAGUUAUUCCUCUCCCUGACGGUGGCCUUGAGCUUCGCCUGACUGGUCUUAAAGCGUCCGCUGUUGGUUUGGAAGUCAGAUGUUCCGUCCUCAAUGCGACUGAUGAGAAUGAACGAAGAAUGAUGCAUUUUUCGAAAGGUGGAGACUCUGUGAUCUUCACUGACGGCAAGGCUGAGAGGCCGCAGUUUACUGGUAUACUAGACUAUGACACGGUUCCAGAAAACGACAAAAGAAACAGGUACAUCGUAAAAGUUGACGGAUUGGAGGACCAGAAUCGACUCGCAGAGCCUCGAGACUCAGAUAAGACCUUUAAUGUGAUCAUAGUAGAAAAAGAAACGGGUGAAGAAUUUUCAGUCACUGAUCCAGCAUGGAAGGCGGCUGGUUUGGAAGUUCGAUAUGCCGAUGGCCGACCAGCCCCUUUGAGCCACCUUGCAAAGGAAGUUCGAGUUGACUCUAGCACUGGAGAGAUUAAACUGGUCGGAUACAAGGGUGACUCUGAAUUGGACAAACGUGACGACCUAUUCAUCCGUGUGAUUGCAGAAAAGACUUCAACUAAAGUUGAUUACGAAACAAAACCGAAGCCGGGACAGUUGGGCGAUCCUAGCAAGGAGCGCUACGCUUCUCCGCUUAUUCCUGUUACUCUCUCUGAUAGAGACUCUGACAACCGUGAAAGAGCCGUGAGAUUGCCACCUUUGAUUCCCAUCAUUCAUGGUCUCAGCAAAUGUCGCACUCUUGUCCUUGAAAGGGGAAAGGAUACUACCUUAUCCUGCAAAGCUAGAGGUAUUGAAGGCGAAAGUGGUUUGCUUUUCGCGUGGGAGUUGAGAGAUAUCCAAGGUCGUCAGGUUUCCAUGGCUACAAUCGCUGAGUCCGUCAAGUCCUCGGGAAACCAACUUAGACUCAAUGGGAUGAAGGCCUUGGUAGAGGGCAAGAGCCUGCUCGGGAGGUGCGUGAUUGGCAGGAAGACGGGCAUUUCGGAAAAUUACUUUAGCCGAUACUUUCUCGUAGGACCGUCCUGCAGUCCAGUUGAGGACGCGGUCGCAAUUGUAGAAGAAACUCCAAGCAAAUAUUCAGGUCAACGACGAUUCCACUGCACAGUUGCAGAAAGAUCCGAUGGCUCUGUCAUACCCGGUGCAACUUACAGUUGGGAGUUCGCAAGCCCCUCUGGCGAAACCAUCUUGCCUGGUCACCUCUUCGAAAGCGUUGAAAUGUCCGGAGACUCUAUUGAGCUUGGACAACUUCGAAGUGAUUUUGAUUUUUCGACCUACUUCGUUGACAAGAGUGUCAGUCUCAUCGAGGGUCGAUGUGUGGCUCAUGUACCUCCUGCUGAUGAUAAAGGCGUGUCUAAGAAGAUUUACUCGAAUUCUAUGGUCCAAGUGUCCAAGGAUGGUGAGGAUGAGCAGCCAACCUAUUCGACAAAAGAAAUAAUUGAGGGUGGGAUUUGUUAUUUAUCUGGAACAGUGAAGGCCUCAAAUGACAAACCUCGGGCUGUUGUGGAAGGUACUAUAGAGAAUACAGUGAUCGCGAAGUCGGAUGCUAGUGUAACGCUCAAGUGUUUUGGGGUUGACGAUCAGACGGGAGCUAACCUAGGCAACGUUGACCACUUAUGGGAGGUACAGACGAAGGACGGUCGACCGAUGGACACCAGUUCACUGGCUGAAAAGGUUGAAUUGACGCCAGCAACUGAUGGAUUAGGCUAUGAGCUGCGACUUAUCAAGAUACGUCCAACUGCCAAUGGACUUCGUUUGCGGUGCAUUCUUAGAGAUUCACGCGACAAAUUUGAGAACCCUGAAGAUCAGGUGACUGGAGAUUUAAUUGACGUCGUCGUUGAAAGUGAUCCUGAGAAACCUGAACUUUUUGGCGGGAAGCUAGACGACGUCGUUCCAAUAUCCGAUAGUGAUCCAAGAAAAUCAUUUCGAGUUGAAGUCAAUGGCCUUGACCGUGAUGGAAACCUAGCUGGACCCGAAAAUGCCACUCUCAAACUGAAAGCUGAGCUAAUUGACGAAUUCACGAAUGAGAAAGCAGGUAUCCCUGAAGGCGGUGGCUUUUGUUUCGGCCUCGAAGUUACCAAAGCCGAUGGAAGUCCUGCUCCGUUGAACUACAUAGCAAAUUCUGUUGAAGUUGACAGCAAAUUGGGUGAGAUCGAAUUGAUUGGGUAUCAGGGAGACCAGCGCAAGAUUGUUUCCAAGGAUAUUCGCCUGCGGGUUGUGGCUGAACGAAGUGGGCUAAAAAAACGCCAACGAUUCGCGUCCCCAUACUUCUAUCCUGUUUUAACUCAAGAUGGGGGGGAACCCAUCAAAGAUGAUAGAUCGACUGUGAAGGUGUGGCCUGAACUAAGGCCAAUAGUUGUUGGGUUGAGCAACUGCCGUAACCUGCCCAUCGAAGUUGGUGCUAAAAAGACGCUGGUUUGUGAUGUUUCAAGCCCAACCGAGGACCUGAACAAACUACUGUACGGAUGGGAGAUACGAGAUGAGAACGCCCACAUAUUACCUCUUUCUGGCUCUUUCGCUGACCUCACAAAACAGUCAGGCAAAACAUUGGAACUGAUAGGCUUGUUUGUUCCCAAAGUGCGCACUUUCGGUCGCUGUGUUGUGGCCCGACCCAAUAGGGGCAGUGCAAAGUACUACAGUGAUUACUUCGAGAUCGGUGCUACUUGCAAGCCAAGCCCGGAGAAGUUGGUGAAAGUUGACGUCCAGAAUAUUCCACGACACGAUCCAAAAGAAAAGUCCUUUGAAUGCUUUGCUUAUGACUCCGCUACUGGAGCCCGUUUAGAAAAUGCUACCUUCCUUUGGCGAUUCCGAUCUGUUGACACUGGAGAGGUAAUUCCACCACCUCUGCUCUUUGGAAAGGUCACAACAGAGGGCAAUAAGGUGACCUUGAACCGUUUACGAGUUGAUGUUGAUCUUGAAGCCCUGGCAGGCUCCUACAAAGUCUACGGUGAAUGCAUAGCAGACGUUCCCAGAAGUCAAGAUGGCUUUGAAAGGGACAUCUAUUCUUCGGGUCCCAAAUUCUUCAUUGAGCGGGAAACCUCUGGUGGUCUGGAGAUUGGCGAGGUUAAUGAACUCGAAAAAGAAAAGGUGAAGUUUGAAAUGACAGGGGUCGAGGAUGGAAGAGUAGUUGCCAAUGCGGGCGACAACAAAGUGAUCAGCUGUGUAGCGGAGGAUCCUGAAACAAGGCGUCCACUUGAGGGAUUGGCUGUCCAAUGGGUGAUUGAGCAUAAGGACGGAACUGUGGUUGACACUUCGGCACUCGCUAAAUCGGUUAGAUCACUGCCCCUUCCGGCAGGGGCUACUCUUCGUCUGCAAGGCAUCUACAAAACUGCCUCCAGUCUGCGUGCUAAGUGCGUGGCUGCCAAUGCUAAAAGAGGUUUGGAUACGGAACCCGACCAAAAGGAGGGUCCUCUCGAUCCAGCUAUAGAAGUUGAUAGUCCAUGCAUUGAGUUCGAUGUAAAGUCAACGAUUCCUGAUACGCAGAGAGAUAAGGUUAUCCCUAAACCUGAAUUGCCAACUCCAAAGGACUUUAAAUUCCUGAUCGAUGGGCUAGACGAAGACGGAAACCUAGCCAUCUCGCGUGGAGCAGACAGGGUUUUGGAUGUUAAACUCAUUGAUCCUGAUACUGGUGAAGAGCUUCCCAAGGAUCCCAAUGCCAAAUAUGGCGUUAAAAUGAAUCACGCUGACAAGUCUCCAGCUUCUCUAGGUGCCCUUGCUAGAAUUGUGGAGAUGGACUCAGAGGCAGGAAAGAUGAAAAUAGAGGACUAUCAGGGCGACGCGCUUAGUGACAAGGCGGAUGAUCUUUUCUUAGUAUUCACGGUGGAGCGACCGUCCCCUUCAGGUGACGGUAAGAUUGAGAAGUUCGCCUCCCAUCCUAUUCCAGUAAAAACACUAGAUAAAACUGGUGAACCAGUUCCAGAUUAUCGGAAACCUGCACUCCGUCUUCCUGAUCUCAAACCCCUUGUUCUAGGCCUGAGCGAAUGUGGUAACCUAGAAUACGGUACCAGCGAUACCGUUACCUUGAGAUGCAAAGCCAGAGGUCUGGCGGAGGAUGACAGCAAUUUGGUGUACGCCUGGGAAGUCAUCAAACCAGGCGGAUACAAAGUAUCAAUGGCUGGCACUGUGGCUAAAUCCGUGGAACAAGAAGGAUCGAAACUGCGUCUAAUAAGCAUGCUGCCUCAAAAGGAUAUGUUAUUUGGUCGUUGUCUGAUUGCUCGCAAGGCUGGAAACGGCGCUCUCUACGGUAGCUACUACUUCCGUAUAGGCGGCGAAUGCAGACGUAGGGCCAAGACCGUUUUACAAGUUGACGAGGUCCAAACGCUUUCUUCCCAUGAACGCAAGUUUAGGUGCAAGUCAAUUGAUUCCGACAAUGGCAGACCGAUUCAAGCUGGGAGUUUCAUGUUUGAAUUCGUAACCUCCUUUGGUGAAGUCAUUCUCCCAAGUCACAUCUUCUCCAAGGUGGAAAUCGAUGGCGACACUAUUCAGCUUAGUAGACCAAUCCCUGGUCUCAACUUGUCGAAAUUCUUGGGUCCAAAUGAUGGUAAAUUCAUUAUGGGAAGAUGUCGCUUGAUCUCGUCGGAGGAUGGUGGAGAUCCAGACCACCCCUUCGUUCCACCCUCGGACCCCUUCAUUGUCAUAAGCCAAGUCAAAGGGAAGAUUGAAAUCUUGGAUACUGUGGAUGUAAAGGACGAUAAACCAGAUGUGAUUGUGAAGGGUGCAGAUAAAAAUCGAGUAAAUCGAGACGAAAAUAGUUCUGUGACCCUUGUCUGCGAAGCCCAAGACAAGUUCUCGGGGAAGAAGGUGAACGACUUGACGUAUGUCUGGGAGAUUCGCACAAAGGACAACCGCCCAGUAGAUACUAGUGCUCUAGCUGAUAAAGUCGAACUUUUGCCAACCGGUGAAAUCAGACUCACUGGUCUUAAGCAAUUUGCUGCUGGUCUUCUCGUCCGUUGUGUCCUCAUCAAUGACACCUUUGUGGACAUUGAGGACAGAAAAGACAAUGGUGUGCUCUCACCUGGCGAAACGGAUCCAGGAGCUUUUGUCGAUUUCUCCAUCAAGCCUGGCCCCAGAAGUGGCAUCGUGUUUAAUGACACGAGAUCUCUUGCUAUCGAUGAUUCACAUCCGCCAAGGUUCAAAGUUCAAGUUGAGGGUCUCGACAGUGAUGGUGCUUUGUCUGCGAAGCAGGGCGAAGAAGUCGUAAUUAAGGGGAAACUUAUCAACACCGAAACCGCUGAAGAAGAGACGGAUAAAGUGAAGUUUGGUAUCGAAACAAGCUACUCCGAUGGAACUCCAGCCCCGCUAGGUCUUCUUGGCGACGCUAUUACGGUGGAUUCAAAAGUUGGUGAACUGAUAGUGGGUGAGUUUAAGGGAGAUCGUUUGGUUCCCCAGCGAGGCAGUUUGCGCGUGCGUGUUAUCGCUGAAAGGACCGCCGAAUCGGGUGAACCUCCUAAAUCGAAGAUUGAACGCUACGCCUCCAACUACAUUCCUCUAAUUACUCUUACUGAAGAAGGUAUUUCAGUUGAAGAUAACAGACCAAUCGCUGAAGAACUUGAUCCCGUUUCAUUAACAAUCGAGGGACUGACUCCUUGUGGCAAUCUCGUGCUUCAAGAGGGCUCUCCUGUGUCAGUUUACUGCAAGGCAACUGUGAGUAAAUGUAUUAAAAUAUUAAAGUUACACUUUAAAGACAAAACGCAAAAAGAAGAUCAAUUUGUCUACGGUUGGGAGUUUUUAACUGCCAAAGGCGCCCCUGUUCCUCUUGCGGGUGUGAUAUCAAGCUCUGCUGUGGUUGAGGGAUCUGCGUUGCAUCUGACAGACGCCAAAGAUCCCAUAAGUCUAAUGUUUGGAAGAUGCGUUGUCUCCCGAAAAGCGGGUGACGAUACUCGGUACUUCAGCUUUUUGUUCCAAAUCGGUGGAAAAUGUGAUGAAGUCGGAACAAUAACAGCAACUACUACUAUUACGCCUGCGCCGUGGAAGAACGUGACAACAAGCCCAGAAGCGGAAGGAGAGAAUAACUUUACCGGAACGAUCUCUAAUAUGUGGCGCAAGAUCCGCUUCCAGUUGACUGGCAUCAAUCCAGAUCGAAGUGUGGUGGCUAGACCCGACGAUAACGCAACUCUGAGUUGUACUGCAUAUGAUGCGAAGACAAAUGAGGUUCUUUCCGAUGCAACAAUCAGCUGGGAAUUCUGUGAUCUGGACCAGAACAAAAUAAGUCCGAUGCGCAUCGCCAAUCAGGUUGUUGUUCGAGGCGAAAAUAUUAUCGAAUUCAUUGGUUUACGCAAAGAACCGAAAGCUGCAGUGCCAAUUGACAAGUUUCCUGAAGGUGACACGCCUGUGGAGGUGAUAGUGGAGGGGUUGAACGAACAUGGGCAAAUCUCUGUCAAGCAAAUUGGUGACGACGCACAGCUGAUUUGCAAAGCAUUCAGAAAGGAUACAAAUGAAAUCCUCGCUGAAGGCGUUCGUUUCGGUUGGGAGUGGCGCUACUUGGACAACGACGCAGCUAUGACAAGCAACGUGGCUGUGGGUAUCAAAACUGAUGGGAACAGCAUGGAAUUACGUGGCAUUCGGGCUCCUGAGGGUCUUGGUGGUCGGGCCAUCAAGGGUCGCUGCGUCCUUCACAUUUUGGCCAAGGAUAUCGAAUCGGAAGCUAUUGAUGGAGAUAGAGAACGCAAAUUUACUUCACAGUACUUCAUGGUUAUUGUCGAUCGCGUGCCGGUGUUCGUUCAGCCGUCCAUUCCUGGAUACACGAUCGAUGGAAUUUCUGUUGAGAUCGAGGGUACUGUAGGCGGAGAACUGAGGGCUAGCCAAGGCAGCAAUGCCAAACUUAACUGUAUUGUUAAGAAUGUCACCAGUGGAAAACCGAUCUCAGCAGCUCUCUAUGCCAUAAUGUAUGGAUGGGAGUUUAGAGAUGCCGCUAGCAAUCCUGUAGACAGCAGUUUCUUCGCAAACGCUGUAAAUAUUGAGCCGCACGGAAGUCUGCGGCUUUCUGGAUUGUCGGCGCCCGCAACAGGGCGUUUUCCAAUGCGAAUUCGAUGUUAUGCUACACUUGCUCGUCGUUUGCCAACAGGAGAUAAAGAAAUUUUACAGCCUCGCUACUACGCUUCUGACUAUGUUGGCCUUUUGAUAGUCAGGGACGAUGGAACUGUCACAGCACCUGAACCAGACCAGCCUGAACUCGACUUACAAGGGAACCGUGUUGACGUCUAUGUGAAAGGGCUGCAUCCAAGCGGAGAUUUGAAAAGCAUGCCUGGAGAAGACGUUGAGGUGUUGUGCGUCGCCGUAGAUAAAAAGACGGACCAAGAAGUAACAAGUGACCAAGGGAUAUACGACUGGAGUCUCUUGAGACCGAAUGGUUUAAAACUCUCUAACGGUCACUUGGCUAAGGAAGCUGUCUUCGAUGGACCUCGAUUGGUGCUGAAACACGUGCGGUUGCUGGAUCCUGAGUUGGCCGGGUCAAUGGGCCGUUGCGAUGGUAUGCUCGUGGUCGACAUUGACGGGGCCAACAAAGCUCUCGGUAUUGUGGAGCUAACUCCAGAUGAAAAAACGCUUCAUUGCCUUGCAUUUGAUUCAAAGACUCGGGAGCCAGUGACCGACCUUGCCUAUGACUGGGAGUACUAUACAAGCCUCGGAGAUGGCCUUACUGACGUUCCUGACAUAAUGGAUCCAGAGCGUGUCGAGACCUUCAAAGAGGGCCUCAACGGAAAACUCACUCUUAAAGGAACAGCUAAUAAGGACGUUAGGAAAGAUAGGAUGACGCGGUUGAGAUGUCGAGUUGCAAAAGAUGGAGUCAGUUACACAUCACCUUACUAUAGUAUCAGACUAUUAGAUGAAAAAGUGGGCGCUGAAGAUUCGGAGAAAAUAACAGUUCCAAAAUACUGGGCUAGGAUUGUUGGCCUUGAUGCUAAAGGGCGUGCAUCGGCUGUUCCAGGAGCGACGAUUCGACUGAUCUGCCAGGCUAUAGACGCUAAAACUGGCACUGAAGCUGAGAACGUGGACUAUUUGUGGGAACUGCGCAGUAUUGAUGGAAGAAUGGUUGAUGUUGGACAAAUUGCAUCGGGUGAAGUUAGUUUUGGAUGGAACGACAUACUUAUAAAGGAGAUCAGACCAAGCUAUGGAAACAUAAAGGGUCGCUGUAUCAUCAUGGAUCGCGCCACCAAGGAACACUUCUACUCAUUUUUCUUUAACUUCGCCGUCCCACCAACCUUCGACGUGGAAGACAUGGAAAAGCUCUCACCUCUUAUAAAGGAUGCUUCUCCUGAAGACAAUCGCAUGAAGGUAUGGGUGACGGAAUUAAACACACAUGGAAAUCUUGACGAAAUGGUCGGACAGGAUGCUUUCUUGAAAUGCCACGUUGAGGCUCAAGUUGAGAAUGCUGAGGUGCUCGGCUACUCCUGGGAAUUCAUUGACAACCAUGCUCAGCCAAUCUCUCCUAACAUUCUUGCAAAGGAGGUUCAGUACAAAGGUGAUGGAAUUCUCCAGAUGAAUGGUUUACGAACCUACAAGGUUCGACAGGACUACUAUUCUGUUGGUGGUCGUUGUCUUGCACAUGUCAAAAUGGUUAGCAAAGAUGGGAAGGAGGAACAGCUCCGUUUUCCGUCCAAAUACUUCCAAGUGGUUGUUCGCGAUACGGAUGACUCAGUUUUACCAAAGAUACCUGAAGAUUUACAGGGAGAAUUUGUCAUUGUCGAUGUGGACGGCCUUGAUGAACACGGCAAUCUUAAGGCAGAGCCUGGUGACACUGUGACACUUGCAUGCAAGGCUAGAGACAUUGAAGCCGGUGUGGACGAUGUGCCUGGGGCGCAAUCUUGGAAGUUCAUCGACUCAUUAGGCCGUGAAGUGCCUGCAGAAAGACUUGCAAUGUCCGUGGCAAGAACUGGUCGACAAGUCAUCCUGGCUCACCUCAGACCAACCGCGAAGAACAUCAUUACUCGGGGUAUGUGCGUCAUAUUCAGUGAUAGAAGGAAGCGAUUCUACUUCUCCGUGCCUUUUGAGAUGAUGGUCAAACGACGAGACGUUGACGAGGAAAAGGAAGAUGAAGAAGUGGUUGUUGAAGUGUCUGGAGACAUAGCUGACAAUGCCUUCACGGGUUCCAAGGGUGGCGAUGGCAAAUUCUACUGCUCUGCUAAAUACACGAAGACGGACGAGCCAAUUUCUCCCAAACAAGCUAACUAUAUGUGGGAAUUUGAGUUCAACGGUAGGCUAGAGCUGCUGGACAACGUGGUGGGAGAUGUGGCUUCAAAGGCAGCGCAAUCUAUAGACCCAUCUAAUCCGCAAGCCGCUUUGCUCCGGCUCCAUGGUCUUGGCACUUCUGCCAAAUGGACAAGAGCACGUUGCGGUGUUACUGUGACUCAACAACCCGAAGAAGGCGCGCUUGUCAGCAAAACUUACUAUUCAACUUUUUUUACAUCAGGUGAAGCUUUUGAUUCUACGACUCCAGAUGAAUACAUCAUUACAGAUCCCAACAUUUCCAUUCGCGUACUUGGUCUCGACACAUACGACACUGUAAUAGCAAAUUUCAAUGACGACAGGACCCUCAGAUGUUCAGCAAUCGAUAUGGCCUCCGGCCUACCUAUCGAAAGUGCACGGUUUACUUGGGACCUUCGAACUAUAGACAACCAACCCUUGACCACCAACAGACUAGCAGAACAAGUUCGCGCUUUGGGUGGAGUACUGCAGCUUUCUAGAUUGAAGGAAUCAAGCAAAUUUGCUAGGGUGCGUUGUCUCGCCACCUUACCGUCCAAGGGCGUUCCACAGGAAGGCGAAAUGCAAAAGACGCUUCCUUUCUAUGCCUCACCAGUUAUCAAGUUCCAAGUUACCCGGAGAGGGGGCGAAUCUUUGCCUAUAGAACUGAAAGGUGAUAUAUCAAACUUGAAGGUUGAAGUGCAUGGAAUCUCACCUUCGGGAACUCUCACUGAUGUCGAUGGAAGCAACAAAACCCUGGAUUGCAUCGUGACGGACAAAUGGAUAGGCGCCCCCGUUGUUGAGGGUAUCUCAGUGGGUUGGAAUUUUGCCACAGGUCCAGAUAACCAACCAUUCGAGCUCUCCCGUCUUGCUGAUAGUGUUGAAUUCGAUGGGUCCAAGGUGGUGUUGACUGGUCUCCGUAAAACUGCCAAGUAUUCGGGCGGUCUGCGCGGCCAGUGCAUUGUCUCUGGUGAAGGUGGUGACACUCUUGAUGUACCGGUGGUAAAAUCCGAUGUCUUUGCCAUUCAUAUUCUACCAAAGCCUUCGGUCGAUCUGGAAGAGUCAGAAACACCUGAGGAAGACAAGGAUAAGGGGCUUCCUGAUACAUGGCUUCCUGGACCCGAACCCAAAGAUGCAGUCGUUGUGAUAAUUCACGACUUAAAUCGUGAUGGAGAAUUCGAACGUAAUAUUGGUGCAGAUGCAACACUGACUUGUGUGGCACACGACACGAAAACCCAACAGCAACUGAAGGUAGGCAGUUCGGAUGACAAGAUGUCGCUACGUUUUGGAUGGGAACUCCGCGAUGAGAAGACUGGAGAAAGGGUGAGCUUCAAAGAACUGGUGUCUGGCCAAGUGACUAUAACUCAGACCUCUCAGGGUGUAGAUGCGCCAGACUCUAGUGCAGUUAGCCGCCUGUAUUUGGAGAGCCUUCUCUCUACCGCUGGAAGGUCUCUUCGUGGUCGCUGCACUGUAAGGCUAAAUGGUCAGCGCUAUUACUCCUCCUACUUCCCCGUUUCAAUCGGCGGCAAGAGGGUUACUGAAAGUGUUGUUACUGUUGAUGACAUCCCCGGAUACUAUGAGGGUGACAAUGCUGUCGCCGUACUUGUUUCACAACUGGACGCCAAUGGAGGAAAAGUUGUGUACAGUGGCGACAAUGCGACACUAACUUGUUCUGCGAUAAAUUCCAAAUCUAAGAUUCCGCUUCCUGAAAAGUCGGUGUUGUAUGGAUGGAGAUUGGUGAAUGCUGAAGGUCAUGAGUUAUCUCCAGGAUGUUUAGCAUCAGUUCAAACUGAGGGAGACACGUUGACUUUGACCAAUGUCUCAUACACAGUCGAUGAAAAGGGCGUUUUGGAGCCUAUCUAUGGUUGGUGCGUUGCAGGUGUAAAACGAGCAACCGGUUUGUCGGGAUUACAGCGCUACCGAUCUGACACGUUCAUUAUCCACCAGAACGGUAAAAGUGAUGGCGAACCUUCGACUCUUGAUAGACCCGAACUUGCGGUUAGUGUAACCAAUGUUGGUGGAGAUGAAGACUUCCUCGUUCGUCCAGGUGAAGACGUGGAAAUGGUAGCAACUGUGACAGACUCGAAAACCGGCCAAGCAGUAUCGUCAAAGGACUUGAGUAUCGGUUGGGAGUGGACAGAUGUGAGUGGAAUGCGACCAAUAACUUUGGGAGAGUUCGCCACUGGUGGCGAGGAGCUGAACUCUGAUGGCUCGUACAAUGCUUACGAUGUGCAACUUCCACAGUCCGUUCGUGGACGCGCUGUCGUGACUUACAACAGACCUGAAGAGGGUCGAAAGUGGCACUACACAUCACCUUAUUUUUUCCUUUCUCCUGAUGGUGAAUUCGUUCCUGUAGAGGGAGAAAAAUCAUUUAAAGCAAUUCCUUUUGAUGAAGCUGGCGACAACGAUGUCGUGCUCAAAAUCACUGGACUAAACGACAAGAAUCAAUUCGUUGUUCCCACUGAAGGCAAAGGCGAAAUCACUGUUUCUGCUAUUGACGCAACUGCAGGAAACGUCCUAACAGAGGAAACAAGCCCUGCGUUAUUGGGCUAUGGCUGGGACUUGGUCAAUCCCAAUGCUCUCCCAACUCACAGCGCUGAUUUAGCAGACUCAGUUACAAUGGAAGCGAAAUCGGGCAAACUUACCAUAACCAAUUUGCAUCCAGGCGGACGCCAGACACUGGUAAGAAUGACCGCUCUGGUUGAGACCAAGGAAGGAGAAGGGGAAGGGGCGAUCAUCCUGCGUAAGCGCUACAAGUCGGAUCCAAUACCUAUUCUCUCUGAGGCUGAUACAUGGCCCGAUGAUUCUGCUAUGGACCUGACUGGAAAGAUGGUUACUGUCAUUGUUGAAGGAUUGGAUGAAAACGGCAGCCUUGUUUUGGGUCCCGGUGAAAGUGUGAAGUUGAACGCUGUCGUCAAAGAUGCCUCGGGAGCUGAUCCAAAAGUAAUCGGAUACUCGUGGGUGUUUACUGAUCGCAAGGGUUACCUAGUGGCGCCUUCAUUGAUUGCGAAGGGCGUCGCAAAGAAUGCAGACGGUAGUCUUCAACUCUCCGUCAUCCAGUCUUCCGCGAUGGCUGACGGAGUACGUGGUCGCUGUCGUGUGGGUGUAGAACGCAAGAGUGGCAAAGGUCCUCAGUACUACGAGUCUCCUUGGUUUAAUUUAAAGUUACGAGCUGAAGAAGAAACCGGCACAAUUGAUGGCCCCAGUGGUAUCCCCGACGAACGAGAGUAUGGCUUCACUUUGAAGAUAAAAUCGAAUACCAGCAUUAUCUAUCCAACCAAAGAGGGCGACAUUGUGAUGGCUCGACCGCAUCUUCCCCUUGAGCUGGACUGUGUGGUUGAGUUUGAAGAGGGUAUUAGUCCGCGUUGGACGGAGGAUGCUACUCCAAUUCCACGCCUUUGGUGGUAUUAUCGACGCCCAGAGAUACCCGGUGAUGUUCCAAUUCCGGCCGAACUCUAUCGUGUGGAUCCAGGCAAACUGGAGACUUUGCUCAUCAGUGAAGUUAGCGAUCGUGCCAUUCGUAUAUCCUCGGAUCUCUAUGACUUCCGCGAUGAUCUUGCUGAGUUUCAAUGCCAUGCAAUGGACAAUGCUAGGACACUGGCGAAGCGGACUGUUUUCAUCAACCUUGUCUCCGGUUAA
This is a messenger RNA of Hydatigera taeniaeformis, 22155 nucleotides long. The record is from the annotation of a GenBank genome assembly. Lineage: Eukaryota; Metazoa; Platyhelminthes; Cestoda; Cyclophyllidea; Taeniidae.